GAAGAAGAAGAAGAAGAAGAAGAAGAAGAAGAAGAAGAAGAAGAAGAAACAAAGAAAAAGAAGAAGAAACAAACAUGGUUUUUUCGUCGGUUCCAGCCUAUAUGGAUCCACCCAACUGGAAUCAGCAACAGCCGCUUCAGCUUCCGGCCGCUGCAGGUGGAGGCAGUGAGGCUCCUCAGCUCCUUCCGGGAUUGGCAGCUGCACAGCGACCAGAAGGCGGUACGGUAGCUGCAGGCUUGGCCAGACCGAUCUCCAUGGCAGAACGAGCCCGCCUCGCGAAGAUCCCGCAGCCGGAACAACCGCUCAAGUGCCCGCGGUGCGACUCCACGAACACCAAGUUCUGCUACUUCAACAACUACUCUCUCUCGCAGCCUCGCCACUUCUGCAAGACCUGUCGACGCUACUGGACCCGAGGCGGCGCCCUCCGAAACGUUCCCGUGGGUGGAGGCUGCCGUCGCAACAAGCGGAGUAAAUCCUCGGGAAGCUCCUCCAAGUCGACCACCGCUGACCGCCAGGCAGGCAACUCAUCUUCGUCUUCAACUGCCACGGGCCGCGGCGGCGCUCUCCCACCUAACAUACCCCAGCCGGGCCAGUUGCCUUUCCUUGCCUCCAUGCACACUUUCGCUGACUACGGUGCCUCAAAUCCCAGCUUAAACUUCACGGGCAUCCCAACCAUCGAUGCGGACGAGUACCAGAUGGGAAGCAUCUCGGGCGUCGGGAUCGAGCAGUGGAAGCUGCCGCAGAUCCAGCCAUUCCCUUUCUUGGGGAUUUUGGAGCCACCACAGCAGCCGCCUGCGGUGCAAUCAUUGUCCGAGCUAUACCACUUCACCGGAGAAGGCGGAGGCGACAGCACUAUGAACCGAGUCCUUCCGAAGCUUCCUGCCUCUUCCCUAAUCACGCAGCUGGCUUCCGUGAAGAUGGAAGACAACUCUCAGGGACUCAAUCUACCAAGGCAGUAUUCAGGUCUCACUGCAAACGACCAAUAUUGGAGCAGUGCCGGUGAAGCUGGCAGCACCAGCGGCGGAGGUUGGACGACAGAUUUCUUCAACUCUUCCUCAUCCGGCAACAUCUUGUAACUCUCAGUUCAUGGCCCGAGCUUUUGCUGUGACCGCAUCGCUCGGAGGAUGAACUACGUACUGAAGUAAUCAAGGAAGAAGAAGAAGAAGAUCUCGAUUACCAUCUUCCCCUCAGAAAAAUGAGGUCAGUGUCUCAUCUUGGAUCUACUUUUGUGUUUGUUGCUUCCCAUCUUAACUUCAGUGGAUGUCUAAAUCGAGCUGCCGCACAAACUCAUGGAGGAUCAGAUCUCUGACAUGAGGUUGGUUGUUAGUAAUGAACUAUAAUGCUCUUCAUUGGAUUGA
Messenger RNA from Musa acuminata subsp. malaccensis (wild Malaysian banana), 1358 nucleotides. RefSeq names its product dof zinc finger protein DOF5.1. NCBI's taxonomy places the organism in Eukaryota, Viridiplantae, Streptophyta, Magnoliopsida, Zingiberales, Musaceae. Gene Ontology annotation, biological process: regulation of DNA-templated transcription. Gene Ontology annotation, molecular function: DNA-binding transcription factor activity; DNA binding. The record is from RefSeq and is a predicted model, not a curated record.